Cyanidioschyzon merolae strain 10D is the source of this 1374-nucleotide messenger RNA. Its product is annotated as similar to ribose methyltransferase. Gene Ontology annotation, molecular function: RNA methyltransferase activity; RNA binding. The record is from RefSeq and is a predicted model, not a curated record. Bases 1 to 1374 code for a protein of 457 amino acids. The transcript has a single exon. Gene Ontology annotation, biological process: rRNA methylation. Lineage: Eukaryota; Rhodophyta; Bangiophyceae; Cyanidiales; Cyanidiaceae.
AUGGAGCGAAACUUCUGCGCUCAGCCUGAGUUUGACUGGAGGGAUAAAUUCCGCAAGAUGCCUAGCGAGCACUGCGUCUCGCUCGAUCAACGAAUGGAUCCCGCGGUUGCAUGGAUAGCGGGGCUUCAUCGCUGGACGCCAGCCGUUCUUGCUUCGCGCUUUGGAGGCAUUGGUGCUGGUUUAGGUAGGAGGCUGCGCGCACGAAGCGUUUAUCGCGUUCGCUGGUACGCAGCUGCAUCGGAGUCGGAGCCGCGCCCGCAAGUCCCGAAACAGCGGAGCGGAAAACGUGCACCGUUUCCGCGCUCUGCUGACAGAGCGCCUUCGUUUCCAAAGCCCGAAACGGAGCUCACGGAACGGCAAUGGCGCCGCGGACCAGGUGCAAGGCCUCCUCGUCAGCGCGAUGUACUUUCACCGUUGCAGGAAAAACUGCAGAGCGGCCAUGACUUUCUCUAUGGACUGGCGCCGGUAUUCGCAGCGCUGAGCGCCCGUCGGCGAGCGCAUUUCUACGAGCUCUUUCUGCUGGAUAGGUUGGCAGUGUCUGUAGAGCAUCAAGAACAACAAUAUCCGGUCCCGCGAAGAGAAACGAAAAAAGCAGUGGAAGAGCAGAUUCUUCUCGCUGCGAAUCAGCAGGGAGUGAAGAUUCAGCGCGUCGAUAAAGGUACGCUGAACACCUUGUGCGGAAAUCGACCGCAUCAGGGCUUUGUCUUGGAGUGCUCUGCUCUGGAACCGGUACCGAUGGUAUCUCCGGAGGCAUUUGAGCCGAGGCCUCGGGUGUACUCGCCGACUAACGAGAACCAUGAACCGCGUCACCCGUGCUGGUUAGCACUUGACGAGGUCUGGGAUCCGCAAAACCUGGGAGCCCUGCUACGAUCUGCUUAUUUUUUCGGCUGUGAUGGCGUCAUGGUAUCGAGGAAGAACUCUGCUGGACUGACUGCGACGGUCAGCAAGGCAAGCAGUGGUGCCAUGGAGUUCAUGCAAGUGCACGCUGUCUCAAACAUGCCGCGAUUUCUAGAACAAGCCCAUCGUGUCCACGGAUGGCGCGUUCUGGGAACUGCUCUACCGACAUCUGGGAUGAUUUUGCAGACUCGUGAGCACUUGUCGGAUGGUGGUGGCGCUCCUCGACACGCGCAAGCAUCUCGCCCGGUAACGCCAUGUGCGGAGCUGGCGCUGCACACUCCGACGAUACUGGUGUUGGGCAAUGAGGGUCACGGCUUGCGCACCAAUGUGGAACGCGCAUGUACCGCAUUUGCUUUUAUCGAAAGAGGACUCGUUGCGGCUGAGGAUGCAGCGCUGGCCGCUGUAGACUCGCUGAAUGUUAGUGUGGCUGGAGCGAUUCUGCUGCAUCGCCUGUUGCAUGAUCGGGGAAUGCGGUGA